Messenger RNA from Candidula unifasciata, 831 nucleotides. NCBI's taxonomy places the organism in Eukaryota, Metazoa, Mollusca, Gastropoda, Stylommatophora, Geomitridae. The record is from the annotation of a GenBank genome assembly.
AUGGACAGUUCGUCCAUUAUUACGCAAGUUACUCGAGAUGACGAGCUCCAUAACACAUUCCCCGCCUCGGAAAAAGGUUUGGCAGCUGUCACCACCACCCCAGUUGCCAAGAAACCCAGGAGUCGUGGCCUGUUCAGCUCCAUCCUCUGCUGCUUCCGCAACAGCAACACCAGCAACAACAACAACAACAAUGCUUCCAGCAACUGCCAGCCACAGCUGCCUGAGGAGAAUGGCAAUCCUAGGACAUCAGAGAAAUAUCUCCUGCCAACGGCGCGGCUUCAAGACCUGAACCGGAAGUGUGUAGUUAUAGACCUAGACGAGACACUUGUACAUAGUUCUUUUAAGCCUAUCAGUAAUGCUGAUUUUAUUGUUCCUGUGGAAAUUGAUGGCACAGUACACCAGGUUUAUGUGUUGAAGCGGCCGCAUGUGGACGAAUUCUUGCAGCGAAUGGGAGAGCUUUUUGAAUGUGUGCUGUUCACAGCAAGCCUUGCCAAGUAUGCAGAUCCUGUGGCAGAUUUGCUAGACAGGUGGAAUGUGUUCCGUUGCCGUCUUUUCAGGGAAUCUUGUGUCUUUCAUAGGGGAAAUUAUGUUAAAGACCUCAGUCGGCUCGGCCGAGAUUUGAACCAGGUUGUUAUUAUAGACAAUUCGCCUGCAUCGUAUAUCUUCCAUCCAGAAAAUGCUGUGGCGGUGAGCUCUUGGUUUGAUGAGAUGAAUGACUCAGAACUCCUCGACCUGAUCCCGUUCUUUGAGCGGCUGGCACAUGCGGACAAUGUGUACACAACAUUAAAGACAAUGUCGGAAUCGCCUUCUUCCACAACCCCAUCAUCUUAG